Notolabrus celidotus (New Zealand spotty) is the source of this 3769-nucleotide messenger RNA. RefSeq names its product Sp6 transcription factor (gene sp6). The record is from RefSeq and is a predicted model, not a curated record. The transcript has 2 exons. Gene Ontology annotation, biological process: regulation of transcription by RNA polymerase II. Lineage: Eukaryota; Metazoa; Chordata; Actinopteri; Labriformes; Labridae. Gene Ontology annotation, molecular function: RNA polymerase II cis-regulatory region sequence-specific DNA binding; DNA-binding transcription factor activity, RNA polymerase II-specific. The coding region runs from base 308 to 1234 and encodes 308 amino acids.
CUGUGAGCCAAGACGCCGACAUCGCCUCACCUGGAGCGUCUGCGUGAACUGAAUUAUGAUGAGGAUAUUAUUUCUCUGUGCACAUUUUUCGACGAAAGGGAGAAGCAGCAGAGCUGAGCUAAGAACAAGUUUCUCUUUCAUCCCAGAAAGAACAUAAAAGCAGCUUCAGCUCAAAGGACAAACAGGUUUUUCCACUGAAUUGCCAUUCCACCAUGUGGUAAUCUUCUUGACGCUACCCAAAAGACAGUGAACCACACUCUGAGCAGCUAGCCUCCUCAUCCCUCUUGCACCUGCAGCAGCUGCUCUCAUGGCCCACCCUUAUGAGCCGUGGUUACGGACGGCACCACCUAGUGGCAACUCAGAAGACAUGAACAUCCCCUCCUGGUGGGACCUCCACAGAGAUGUCCAACCAGGGAGCUGGAUAGACCUGCAGACAGGGCAGGGGGUGGGCCUGCCUUCAGUGAGUCAAGGAAGCUCCAUGGGGUUGCAGCCAUCCUUGGGGCCAUACGGCUCUGACCCUCAGCUAUGCGCCCUGCCUCCUGCACAACACGCCCCACCCUCACACUCAUCUCACCUCUAUCCUCAAGAUGGCUUCAAGAUGGAGCCCCUGGCCCCUGAAAUGCUGCAGCAAGAACCGUACUCCCUGGAGGAACCCCAGGAGAAUCCUGUCUCGGCCCGACCAAAGCCACAGCGCCGCUCUUCUUCCAGAGGUGCUGGCCAGGCCGCUUGUCGCUGCCCAAACUGUGUCCACGCUGAGCAGCUUGGCCAGAGCACAGACGACAGCAGGAGGAAGCACAUGCACAACUGUCACAUCCCUGGCUGUGGCAAAGCCUACGCCAAGACCUCCCAUCUGAAGGCUCACCUACGAUGGCACAGCGGGGACCGGCCAUUUGUCUGCAACUGGCUCUUCUGCGGCAAGAGAUUCACACGCUCUGAUGAACUGCAGCGCCACCUCCAAACCCACACCGGCGCCAAAAAGUUCAGCUGUGCAUUGUGCCCUAGAGUGUUUAUGCGCAAUGACCACCUAGCCAAGCACAUGCGCACACACGAGUCUCCACCAGGACACGGGGAGGAGAGGGUGAAUGGAGACGGAAGGAUGGAGAAGAGCUUUGAUGCUGCUACACCUCCUCAGUCCUCUUCAAAUGUGUCUGGGUCUGAUGUCACAGAGCCUCCUCUGAAGCUGAAAUGUGAGACAGAUCCCUCGGUCUCCAGUGUGACGGGACAGUCCGGCUAAUUUCAGCAGGAUACAUUUUUGCAGUUAAAGGUUUACCAUUUGUUGCCCUCGCUGUCACAGAGGUGCCAUAGUUUUACAUUAGAAUAGAAAUUAAAAAACAGGUUUGGAGGAACUUUUACUGAUGAAAGUUGGGUUGAACAGAAAGGUUCUGGUUGUUGCCCCGUGAAUUUAUCAACCAGGUUAACGAAGUUAUAAUCGAAAUGUUUUAGCACACAGAAAUAGACGAGAGUUUACUGACCCUGUGGAUAAAACUUUCCUCUGGUUACCAAAAGGGAAAAGUGACUAUGGAGGCAGCCAGGCUGAAGCUGCAGCUUGUUGCUGGACUACCACUGCUGCUAAAGCUCCGAGUAGACCAAGAGACCAGUUCGAUUUCAACUGAAGGUGGCUUUUAAUUUGUUUACAGUGAAAAUAAUCAAAUAUGUAACUGGAAGAGUUGGACAAAUAUUUGUUUCCAACAGAAUUUCAAAGGCAGCAGGCUUAUGAGUGGAGGCUGAGUGCCACCGCGGGUGUGUAGCCUACUGCAUAAGUAGUGAUGCAACACUGGAAUAUAACAGAGCAUUCUGUCUUUUUUAAAGGUCAGUAGUCAUUUGGAUGGUAGACAGCUCAUACCACAAACUGGGUGUGUGUCUAUGUUCGUACAUAUGUAAUUAAAAUGGUACAAACAAAGAAUGUGCAACAGACACUGAGGCUGUGCUGUGGUGACGUGAUGACUGAGAUUAUGUAAUGAUCACAUAAUACUAUAAGAUAACAUAAUGAAAUAUUAUAUACUUUAAUAUAAAAAAUGAGAAUUACAUGCACUACAAUUGCUUGUAUUUACCAAAUACGGUGUGUGGUAGCUUUGAUGGUUAAAUACUUCAUAGGGAUGACUAGUGUAGGAGAACGUGAACAUUGGUUUCAGUUGUAAACAAUGCGAAGAAGCAUUGAGUGCAACAAUGAUGUGAAAAAUCAGUUAAUAACAGAUUAAACCAAUGAGUGAUGCUCUCCACCCUCAGCUGGUAAAGACGUUAAAGCUGAGUCUGUUGCUCUGCUGAAGGCGAUUAUAUUUGAAAUUUACACAAAUCCACUGUCAACAUUGCAGGCUGCUGGUGCUAAGUGAAACUUCCUGAGAGCUUUCUUGACACCAGUUACAUUUCUUAGUGUUGAAAAAGUUUGUUUGCUAAGCUGCACUUAAAGCUCCCGUGAGGAACUUUGGUUUAUGUACAUUUUGGCGCCCCCUGUGGACAAGCUGGUACCUCUUAUCUCUUAAAUAUUCUUGUCCCAAACCUUGUCUAAGUUAUGUUUCUAUUGAAAGAUUUCAUCCUGCCAUCUUCUAUGGGUCAACUGUGUCACUCACUGUGAUCUUUUGCUGGGGAAAAUAUAAUCAAAGACUGUUUUGAAUGUGUGUUAUUUAACUCUAUAUCUGCCGACUACCACACUGUAGCAGUAUCCAGCAUUAAAAGUAACAAACAGAAUUCAUUUAUCUAGUCUAUUAUGAUCUUGUUUGCUUUUUUAGCUCAUAGAGAUGUAUCAUUAUUCAUUUUAUGAGUUAAAUCAGAAGUUAUCAUUACUUUAUUUAUGCAGUGGGUCAAUUAUUUAAAUGGAGAGAAAAAUCAUCCUUUUCGGAUUUCAAGCUCCUUGUCAGAUUUACAUUUUCUUUCACCUUGCAGUAAAACCCAAAGUUCAACAUUAUUUUUAACAUUUUGAAUUAAGUGUUAAAACUGUACUGUAUUCCCAGAGCAAAAUAAUGAUGAUCAUAAUAAUAAUGGCAUAACAUCUCUCUUAUUUUGGACAACAUAUUAAAUGUAAUGCAACGCUGCCAAACUUGAGAAAAAUCUUUCAACUACUCCUUACCUCCUUACACCUACAUCUACUGCUGUUACAGUGAAUAAUAACUCUGCAGCUCCCCUCACUCCUCAUUAGUAUGCACAAAAUGCAAACCAGUGUACCUUAAAUUUGUGCAGUAGAUGUUGAACAGUUCUUCAAAACUCUGCCAUCUGAUACUAUUUGCAACAUGGAUCAAGCUGUAGUCUCAUUCAUAAACAAUGUGUGAAGGGCUUAUCACUCAACGCAUUUUAUUAUCACUUGUUGUUAGUGUGUCAACAGUUCUUACAUGUCAGCUUACAAAAACCAAAUCAUUAAACCAAAAUACUUUUUAAAAUAUGAAACCAUGUUGCUCUGAGUUAGCAUGCAGAGAAAAUUAGCAGUGUAGCUGAAUACACUUCUGUUGAGUGACACAGUUCUUUAGCUCACUAGUUUGAAAUAGCUGACUUUCAUGAUCAAUAUUAUGUGAUCAAUAGUUCUGUAGUAGGCAGUGUGAAGGGCUUUACAGUUUAAAACAAUGUUUAGGAUUUGUGUAAACCAUCACAGACAUUAGGCUGAGAUUUCUAUAUAGUAGAGCUUGCAAUGUUGUAGGCUUGUUUCUGUAUUUAUGUAUAGAGGAUAAUAAAAGGGAAUACAGUGCUAGUCAAUUAUUAUUUAUUGACUAUGAUAAAAUAUUUUGUUAUUAGAGAUAGUCUUUUCUUUUGGUCAGUUAAACCAUAUGGUCUUUUUUUGAUU